GCAUGUGGCAACGCCGCUGCUCGAAAAACCAGCAAAGACAGAGAUAGAAUUAGAGAAAGAUAGGCCACAGAGAGUUGUGCCGAAGUUUUGUAAAGAGAAGAAGGGUGUGCGGAGCUCCGUUUUGAAUAAAAUCUUGAGGCCGAGGAGCUGCUGCAAUGGAACAAGUCCUACCGUAGUGACACGUAGCGAAAACUCGUCCGCAGGAGUGCGAGUGAGUGAACGUAAUAAGGUGCAGCGAUGAUCAGGAUGGAGCGCAAAGGUAAUUCUGGCUGCUCCUGGUGCAUAAGAGGAAUCAAGUGGGUGCCCGUCCUCUUUAUCCUCUGCAUCAUUAGUUGGUCCUAUUACGCCUACGUCGUGCCGCUAUGCUACUAUACUGUACAGAGCAUGGUUCAAAAAGUUUUUUACUUGAUUUUCUUCCAUGUGUUUUUUUUCUUAUUCCUGUGGUCCUACUGGCAGACCAUAAUAACAGAUUUAGUAAAGGUUCCAGAAAAGUUCAAAUUACCUGCUGCUGAAGUAGAAAAACUAUUGCAUGCAGAAAGUGAAGAUACUUAUCGACAAGUUUUGGAAAGAUUUGCUCAAGACUUGCCUGUCACAAAUCGAACAAUUAAAGGAGAAAUCCGCUUUUGUGAUCAGUGUCAACUGGUUAAACCUGACAGAGCACAUCAUUGCAGUGUUUGUGGCACAUGUGUCCUUAAAAUGGAUCAUCACUGCCCAUGGGUGAAUAACUGUGUAGCCUUCCACAAUUAUAAGUUCUUCAUGUUAUUUUUAGCCUAUGCUCUUCUUUACUGUAUUUAUAUUGCUGCCACGUCUUUACAAUACUUUAUUCAGUUUUGGAGGGGCGAAUUAGAAGGAGACGGUAAAUUUCACCUGCUCUUUUUGUUUUUUGUUGCGCUUAUGUUCGCCAUCAGUCUCAAUUCACUCUUCUUCUACCAUUGCUACCUCAUUUUGCACAACAGAUCGACGUUAGAGGCAUUCCGACCUCCUAUGUUCCGCACUGGGAAAGAUAAAGACGGUUUCAGUCUUGGAAAAUACAAUAAUUUUCAAGAAGUUUUCGGUGACGAUUCCAGACUAUGGUUCAUACCGAUUUUUACUAGUCUCGGGAACGGAGUGGAUUUUCCGGUACGCUCGCAGCACCAGGGUGCCCCCAAUACGUACAACUCGAUGGGCAGUACUCAAAACAGCUUUGGCGACGGGGUGACAUUCCCAGAGAGACAAUUCGACGAGGAUCGACAUACUCUACUGGGGGUCGAGACGCAACGAUGGACCGGCGGCGACGAGACCGAACUUGACUCGCCUUUGGCCGGCUCUCGUGCAGCACUGCUGUCAUAGGUUCAAUUGUGGAUGCAAAUCAACCUCUGGUCGACCCAGCCUGCAUAGUUUAAUUUAUGAAUACGAGAUUAUAAUAAUUAUGAAAAUUGGCAGCCUCAUCCUUUGACGCUGAAACUAUGAGUUGGUAAAAAAUUGAAUUUUUAUUGAUUCAUUUAUUGACUAGAAAUAAUAUAAUUAAAUCGAUUAAAAUCAAUUUUAAACCGAAAUAUAUAUUAGAAAAAUCAGUACGUGCAUUGAAGAUAUUUAUAAGUAUGUACAUGAUUUUACUAAUUUUUGUUCACAAACGAUUUGCAAUGUGUUUUUUCUACCAAGACUUCUUCAUUAACGUUAUAUGAAAUUUUAUGAAGAGAAACUUUUAAAGAUACAUUUCAAUUAUUGAUGUACUUCAUUUAUUUGUAUAGUCAUUGAAAUUAAUCGUAAGCAUACUUAAAAAUGAUAAAUUUUAUUGGAUUUUGUUUUUUUAAAUUAUUAUGGAAGCAUUUUUUUAGGAUUUAUGCAAAGCACAAAUAUACAAGAUAUAUUUAUUUAAAGUUAUAAAAUAUCGCAUUGUUUUAUCAGAUUGGCAGUGUCCGUUUCGUACAGAUAUUCCGUGAUUUGAUUUCAUACGAAUUUUUUUGAUUUAUCUAAUAUAAUGCUUUUCUAUUAAACACCAAAAAUAAGAUAAUAUUCUCUUAAAAAAUAAAAUAUUAUCGGACAUUAUAUCUUUUUACAGAAAAAUUAACAAAGAAUUAAUUGGUAUAAAAUAUUUUACACGACAAAAUCGCACAUUUCAUAAUUUUUUAAUAGGCAAAAUUUCAAGUCUAUAAUUCUUUCAAAAAUUUAUUUGUUUCUGCACAAAUAUGUUAUGUAGAAUACUUUAGGCUAAUUAUUUUGCAAUCUAAUUUCACGUGGAAAUUUUAUAUGUCUAAUAGUACCUUAUUUAAUGAUGAAUACUAUUUUUUGUUUUCUGUUCAAUUAGAAAAGCAUUACUUUAAAUAAAACAAAAUUUAGAAGUUCAUGUAGAAUCGGUAUUAAACAAAUUGAACCAUUGUAUUAAAUAUUAUUUUAACACAAGUUAUAUAUACUGCAAUUUAUAGAAUAAAUCAAGUGAUAAUGUUUUACUUCAAAUAGUCAGACAUAAAUAUAUUGUAAUACAAUAAAAAUAUUUUUUAUUCGCAACUUAUCAUUUCAAAAUAUACAGAAGUGCAAUAAUUACCGUUUAAAUUACAAUAACAGUUAUGAGGUCAUUAAAACUAUAUUGUAUUUACAUCUGCUAUAUACAGAAGUAAAGUCAUAUAUGCCGAAUAUCAUAUCUUUAAAUGCAAUUACUAAAUUCCAUGUAAAUUAUUAACAAUGCAUAAAUAUGCAUUAUUUAUGAAUUUUAUUUUGUUUAUUUCAAUAAUGGCGUAUAUCUAAAUUUAGUGUUAUUAUUUGUACUGACAAUUUGUUUUGCAAUGAAUUGUUACUUAUUAAAAGAAAAUAAGUCGUUUAAAAGUCGAUAAGCUUUUUAAACUGAUUUUCUUUUUAACGUAUAUGAUAUGAUAAAUGUCCUUUUAUACUUUGUAAACGUGUGAAUUAAUGGAGACUUAAAAUAUGGCUACUUAAAUGACAAUAUAAUAAUAUUUUUAGUCAGUCUGUUGUGUAUUAAGAAUAUAAGGCGUAUUCCUUUUAACAAUCAAGGACUGAUACGAACCGUAUUCGCAAUACUACAAUAAACAAAAUAAUAUUUUUCCAUCAUGUUAAAGUAAUACAAUAUUCAUCUGUAAAUGAUGGGAAUAUUAUCACAUAUAUUGUAUAUUUGAAAAAACUCUGUGAAAUGGAAAUAUUAGUUUGGAAAAAAAUAAAAUAAGUUGUAAUUUAUUUUAUAGUAAUCGCUUCCGCUGAUGAGCACAUGAUGAUAAUAAAUCGUAACAAACGAUAUGAAAUAAUUAUAUUGCUUAGUCGAAUUUUUAACAAUAUAACUUUGAAGAUGCAUUUUAUUUUUUAUUAAAAUUAAGAGAAAACCUCGCUGAUAAAUAGGCUAACGGUGCCUUUCUAAUAUAUAGCGAUACACCUAAAAAGUAGACAAAAGAAAAUGGCAUAAUUAACUAGUUAUGUCUCACAAGUUUUCAAUGGUUUGCUUGCAUAACAUGUGAAAAUUUUGUUUUGUAUAGCGCUGCCAACUGACACAUGAUUUUUAUUAAACAAAGAAAAAGCAACAAUACAACUAAAAUGAAAAUAAAAAAAUAAUUGAUUGUAAAUAUAUAUAAGGAAAAUAAAUAUUUUCAAAAUACUAUCAAUUAUAACACUGUAAAUAAAUUCU
Molecule: messenger RNA, 3610 nt
Organism: Phymastichus coffea
Lineage: Eukaryota; Metazoa; Arthropoda; Insecta; Hymenoptera; Eulophidae
Product: palmitoyltransferase ZDHHC20-A
Exons: 10
Coding region: 238-1329 (363 amino acids)
Biological process (GO): peptidyl-L-cysteine S-palmitoylation; synaptic vesicle maturation; protein targeting to membrane
Cellular component (GO): endoplasmic reticulum; Golgi apparatus
Molecular function (GO): protein-cysteine S-palmitoyltransferase activity
Source: RefSeq, a predicted model, not a curated record